AUUUUACUGGAAUAGUUAGAAAUAUGAAUUGAUCUCGGAGCGAGCGGCCUUUUUGAAUAAGAGUUUUUCUUCAGAAACUUCACCAAGUCAAGAAUAGAAGAAGAUGAAAGUAGCUCUGUGUUUAUUGACUAUUGUUAUAGCAGCCAUCACAAGUAGUGAAGGGGCAGUGCCAUACGCAUAUGCACCAAUGCUUUACACCUUCCAUGAUUUGUUGGCUCAAUCUGCUUGUGCUGCUCGUAGUAACGAAACACAAAGGGUUUGGGCAUUGAGGAGAUCCUGCUGUGGUGUGAAAACAUGCAAUCGUAUCUGCAAUGAAAAGAGGCUGCUUUGUAUACACGCGUACUUCGUAGACAAAAAUCCCCUGAUGCUUCCCAGAACGGACGAUCGUAGUAUAACAGAAGAAGGCAGCAAUGGACUGAGCAUGACAAACUUUAUGGAUGGCUGCUCAUGGCGAGCUGGUCACUGUGGACCGAACUACUGUUGUUGUGAGGGGAAAUGGGACACGAUUUUUGCUCCUUAGAUUUUUCAAGGGCAGUUAAACCUCUUAUGUAGUUGUAACAGAUUUUGCAUGCACAAAAUACUUACAGUGCCAUAUUGAUUGAAGAAAAUACUGCUUUAUUAGAGUUAAUGAGAGACUUGUAUUAAAGGUCUGCUGACAGA
Molecule: messenger RNA, 660 nt
Organism: Liolophura sinensis
Lineage: Eukaryota; Metazoa; Mollusca; Polyplacophora; Chitonida; Chitonidae
Exons: 4
Coding region: 104-520 (138 amino acids)
Source: RefSeq, a predicted model, not a curated record